Molecule: messenger RNA, 1323 nt
Organism: Symbiodinium pilosum
Lineage: Eukaryota; Dinophyceae; Suessiales; Symbiodiniaceae
Source: the annotation of a GenBank genome assembly
GUGUACAACAGCUGGGGGGAGAGGAAGCUUCCAGUCGUCAUCCUCACGGGUUAUCUUGGUGCUGGCAAGACAACCCUCCUCAACUACAUCCUCCAUGAGCAGCGCGACAAGAAGCUGGCAGUGAUUGAGAACGAGGUUGGGGAAGUGAGUGUGGAUGAUGCCUUGCUGGAGGACCGUGUCCGCGACAUGGGCCCGGAGGAGGUGGUCGUGUUGGACAAUGGAUGUGUUUGUUGCAACAUCCGCGCAGAUCUUGUGAAGGCCCUGGCUGCCAUUGCAGACAGGUACCGGAGUGGUUUGUGCCUAUUGGAUGGAGUGAUCAUAGAGCUCACUGGCAUGGCAGAUCCAGCUCCUGUUGUCCAGUCCUUCUUCAUGGUAGACGAAGUCUGUGACUACUACUACGUUGACAACGUGGUGGCAUUGGUGGACUCCAAGAAUGCGCUGAGACAGCUGAAUGAGAGUCAGAGUGAUCCGCAGAACAAAGGCACGGCGGCAGCGCAGAUAGCUUUCUCCAGCAUGGUCCUUCUGAACAAGACGGACCUAGUGGAUGAGGCUCAUGUGAAUGAGGUGCAGCGUCGGAUACGCGAGAUAAACCCUUCCUCUCCUAUCCUGCGGUGCAUGCAGUCCCGCGUGAGCUUGGCAAAGCUUUUCAACGUUGCAAUCUUCAGCCUAGGCCGAGUGCUUGAAGAGCAGUACAUGGAUGAAGAGGAUUUUGUCAAGUUCUACCAGCCCAAGAUGGACCGAUCAGUGUCCAACGUAGGCGUCCGCUGUACAGGUGCGUUAAACCUUUUUGCCUUGCAGGCGCUGUUGGACAAAUACCUUGGGCAGGAGGAGACUGCCAAAGAUUUCCUGCGCAUCAAAGGUGUCCUGGAAAUUGCUGGCAGCAGCUCUAAGUACGUGGUGCAGUGUGUACACAUGGUGAGGACAACAGGUUUCUCAGGGGCCUGGGAGGAAGGAAGCCCGCGUGAGAACAGAAUGAUCUUCAUUGGUCGAGGCAUGCAAGCCCGUCGCGAGGAAUUGACAGAAGCUUUCAAGAGCUGCCUGGUGAGCCCUCUACGUUUCUGGAUUGGAGCGCAGGUGCAAGUCCUGCAUGAUGAGGUGGUCUGUUUGGAUGAUGACGGGGAGUACAGCGAGUCUGGCCGCUCGCAUGGCCACUCUCAUGGACAUAGCCACCACACAGAGUGGCGCAAGGGUGUGGUUUCGCAUCAUUGGGAUGAACACAAUGCAUAUAAGGUGCGCUUGCAGGAUGGAGUUGAGGUUCUUGUGCCGCUCGAUGACGACUGUCUGAUUCGAAGUGUGUGCGAGGAGGCAAUGGAGAGUUCUUGA